AUAUUAAAGCUGAACAGCUUCGAUUUUUGACAGAAUUUUGAGGCCUCCUAUGAAUUAAUCUGGUUCUGAGACUGUAUUGAAUGGCUUGAUUUUCGUAGGAUUCUCCGGUGUGCAGGUUUGGUGCUCUUUAGCAUUUGGAUUGUUUCUUGUGGUGUUGCCACAUCUGUUUCAUCUGCGGUGGUGGAGUUUUCUUUUUUUUCUUCGUCGUGUGGACGUAGCAGUGUUUGCCUUUUGGAGCGUUACGGGAUGGUCAAAGCGGCGUUCUGCCCAUGUUCCUCACGCGUGGGCUUUUUUGUGCCUCGACACGUGCUAACUUUCCAGUGUCUUCUCUUUACCUCCCCUCUCCAUCCCUCAAUAUUUUGGACAGUCCCAUUAUUUUCCAAUGAACCCAUUGGACUCCCUCUGUUGCAUCUCUUCGCUAUCCAAAAUUCCAGAUUUCUUACUCUGCUUCGCCGGCUGCCCCCUCGGCGCUGCUCUGCUUGACGGAGACUUCGAGCAUGGAUUUCAUUGCCUGGACUCUCCGCUGCGGCGAGAUCCCCCUGGUAGAGCUCCUCCGUGGCCGGCGUCCAUGGUGAGGCUCGGCUCCUGCUCCGAUGUACCCCUUGGCGCUGCUCCGGGCGACGACAACUGCGAGCAGGAAUAUCCCCCCGCUAGGGCUUCCCCUGCCACGAGAUGCCCCUGGCAGAGCUCCUCUGUGGCCGGCGGCCAUGGUGAGGCUCGGCUCCUGCUCCCGUGUAGCGGCCCGCUGCCCCGUCGGUGCUGCUCUAGCCACGGUGACCGCGAGCAGGAAUUUCCCCCCGCCCAGGCUCUACCCUGCCGCGAGAUCCCCCUGUCAGAGCUCCUCCGUGGCCGGUGGCGAUGGUGAGGCUCGAUUCCUCCUCCGGUGUAGCGACCGUCGACGAGGUGCUGCAGCUCCCCGACGCAGUUCCUCACCUGGAAGCGGUUCUCGGACCCAAAGGCUGGUGCGCUUCUUGGUUUGCUUGACUGUGGGUGGUCUGUAUCUUGGAGGAGUGGCUCUCAACGACGCCCUUGAUUCGCCGCUUUAUGUCCCCAUGAGCUUUUUGGGUAAAGGUCCCACGCCUCCGUCGGUUCAUUGUCGCCGCGUGCCCGGCCGGAGGUCCCUGUGUAUUGGCCGAGUUCGGCGGCGGCGAGCCGUGUCGCCGCGAUCGAGCCGCAUGACGAAUGUGUUUACCAUGGCGGAUAAUGCAGCGGCAGUGUGGGCGGCUAAGUUUUGCGUGCCUAUGACAGUCGUGCAUGCCGCCAUCGACGCGCUACAGCUGAAGAUCGCUCUGUUCUGGGUGCGGUCUUUGCUCUGGGCCACGCCAACCCUGCACAGCUCUCUACGACCGGUGGAGACGGAGCGGGGCUGGGCCGACAGGGUUUGCAGCGGCCAAUCCAUUGAGGAGUGUCCUUGUGCGGUGCGGUCCAGUCUUGCCCACGCCAACUCCUGGUGCUCGGCGGCCGAGCGGCCAGAUUGGAUUGGAGAUGCGCAGAUUGGGGGCUGUGCUCGGCGGCCGAGCGGUUGCCUCGCCAUCGUGAUUCCCGCAUCCUCUGGCGUAUGCACGUCUUGGCUCUUCGAAGAGGUACUGGUCGCCGUGCCAGAGCGCUACGCACGGCGUCACCGACGAGCUCGCUAUCAUGGAGGGUGCCAUCCGAAGAUCUCCAGCGCCAUCCUCCGCGUCGACUCGAUUACAGGCAAGGCGUCCAUCCGCCACUACAAGCAGGAACCGUCCUGUAGAGAGAGGCAGCGGCGGGCGACCUAGAGGUCCAGCCUUACCUUCUUCAUCAGACCUCGCCGGUUCCCUCCGCAACACAGGCGACAACCUCAUCGUCAUUGACUUUGUCUGCCCACUGUCAUGGUGCCAGUCGCACUCUCCAUCCUAAGUUGACUAUUCACUGUUGUAAUAGGACUCGAGGAUGGCCGUUGCCAUGGAGCAGAGGGAGGUGAGUUUCGCGGGAGCAGUCCCGGAAGAGAAGAAGUUUCUUUUUCUCCUUCCUGCAGAAAACAAGCCACAAAAUACCUUUUUCGACAUGGAUCUGCAAAGUUUGAAAAUGUCAGAUAGCAAUCGGAUCUGGCUAAGCUUUACUGCUCUCAUAUGGGUUCCAGUUUUUUAUAAUAUGAAAUAACUUCUUUGCAUGCUGAAAUUUUGUUGACUUCCUUUUCCAGUCUAUUGGUUAAUUUGGUAGCUCUAAAAAUCAGCUCAUAGGAUAGUGUAAGAGAGAACAUUCUUUUUUUCACGAUUAGUGGAUUAUUGAUUAUCAUAUUGCCCUUAUUACGGUUCUUAAUCUGCAUACUUUUUUCCUUAUCUUCCUAGGCUAAGAGCUUUGUUUUUCUUUGCUAACAUCCAAUGCUCAUGAGGUGAGCUAUCCUCUUACAUUCUGGAUGUGGUAUAAUUUAUUUCAAAAGGAAGAGUUAGAUCACACAUCAAUCUUGCAUUUACUAUCUAACUAUUACUCAGGACUAGAGUAAUUCGAUACCAGGACAUAUUAUUUUCUAAGUGGCUGGUAUUCUAAUUCAGCAGUAGGAGCCAUCCACAAUAAUUGAAAUGCAGUGUUCUAUGAUGGCGGUGAGGUGAGCAAACUGAUUUCUAGCAUGAAAAGGAUGUUGGAAUAAAACUUGUUCAUGGUGAUGCAUAUAAUUGACACUGGUAUUGGUGUCCAAAUAUAGCACCAGAGCCAACAUAAUCUUCUUUUAUAUAUAUUAUAUACUGUUUAUUAACAUGAAUAGCUUAUUUCUCUUAUAUUUAUCUGAUCCUAAAUUGUUCUCAGGGUUUGUGGUUCGUCGUAUAGAUGCAUGGCACCCACAACAACAUUUCAUUAUGACAACACCAAAUCUAGCAACUCCCUUAACUAAUUGCUAAAUACCAUUUCGGAAUUUCGAGCAUGUUACCCAUGUAUAUAAUCAUAUUCCUCCUUUUCGACACAUCUCAUUGCUUAGUUUCUACGAACAUUGAAGGUUGCAGUAUUUUUUGUCAUCUUUGGUUUAUAUAAAGAAUAUAGUGGAACAACUACAUGCUUUAGUUGAUACGAGAUUCUGGUAACUAAGCUUGGAACUAUUAUUCAGUUCGUUCAUUGAUACGAAUCAAUAUAUUUGAUAUCAAAUUUGUAGGUGGUGAACAUGUAGUCUAUUUCAACUUGACAUGUUACUCCCUUUCAAUUACUCCUCCAUUCUUUUAUUUUGUUUUAUUUGGUUCUCUAUAAAAUGAGAUAUCUUGCAUACAUGGUCCCCGGUUUUUCUGUAGGGUAGAUCUGUGGUUGUGAACCAAUGCAUAUAUCUAUCUUUUCUCUCUCUCUCUCUCACUAAGUUUCGUCAUAAAACUUCCAAGUAUGGUAGCCAGACUGUUUUGGUUGGUCAGGUUCAUUAUACAAAUUAUCGACUAUGUUUUUCCAUAUUGUCAAUUAGUCUCUGAUCUUGCAAUGAUUAUAAUUACCACACAAUAAUAGAAGUCUCGACGAUAUUGUACCUCU
Lolium perenne is the source of this 3468-nucleotide messenger RNA. RefSeq lists its product as uncharacterized. Lineage: Eukaryota; Viridiplantae; Streptophyta; Magnoliopsida; Poales; Poaceae. The record is from RefSeq and is a predicted model, not a curated record.